UACUGCUGGAGCUGGCGUUUCGUUUGUUUCACUCAAAAAGUCGUACGAAACUAAUAGCGGCAAAGGCUUAUUCGGAUUUUUUACUUAAAUACAUAUCAGAUUCUACAUCUGUAAAUUGUAUAUAUGGAGUCGUUAUCGCUUCUUAAAAGUACACAUAUAUUUCCUGCUCCAAAAACUCAUACAGGUCAAUGUGCCGAUUAAAUUCGUAACUACCGAUAUUUUUUCAUAUUUAUCUGCCGGCCGAAGUGACAACUCGCUAUUUGACGAUGCGAAUUUUAGUUCUUGUCGCGUUAGUGAAUUCUGCGUUUGGUCUAAGGAUAAAUUUCACAAGUUGUCACCAUGCCGAGUGGUCCUGUUUUAAUAAUGUACCUAACGAAAUUGUCUUCACGUGUUCCACCGUUAGGAGCAAUGAUUUUAUCAUACAUCUUAAGGAUUUCUAUACAGACCAUAUCGUUAGUGUAACGAUACAAAAUUGCCGUGAUUUAAGGGUUGUUCUGGAUUGUCCUUUGCUGCAAAGAGCAUCUCGCUUGAACCAAUUCAAAAUCAAAGACUGUGACCGUCUUGAAUUUAUUACUUUGUCUGCUACCUCCUCAUUACAAACACCAUCAGAAGUUGUCAUAGAAAAUGUUAGAGAGAUCGUGUCUUUUCCGAGAAAUAUAUUCAAAUCACCAACGACCAGUACAGAACUGAAGUGUUCAGGGACUCUACCUAUGACCAAUUUACGAGUUGUGAAUAGUAAAAUAAAUUCAAUCACCACGAAAGCCAUUUCCAAUACAAACGGAAUGAAGACUAUUGUAUUCGAAAAUGUUACAAUUACAGAUAUUCAAACGCAGGGCUUUGAGGCUAUUAUGGCAAGUGAGAAUUCUAUGUUCACAAUGACCAAUAGUAUAAUUGAUAAUUUGGAAUUCAAAGGCAUCAAUAUACAGGCGACAACGGUGAAAAUAUCCCAUAAUACCUUUAAUGAAAUAAGUGCUAAUGGAAUAAAUGUAACGGCAGAUAACUUCUUACUCACAAGAAAUACGUUUAAGGAAAUUCAUUCCAAUGGCAUAGUUGUUAAUGCUCCCAAUAUCGAUAUUGUUAACAAUAAUAUUGCAGUCCUUAAAAAUAACGCUCUACAAGGAAUACGAUGUACGAAGAAACGCGUAACCAAAAAGCAAAUUAACUUCUCCAAAAACAAUAUAGAACGAAUCGAGCCAUACUCCCUGUUCUUCAAUUACGCCAGUUGCAAAAUUUCUGGUGCGCAAGUAAUAUUUCGCGAAAACAAAAUAGACUGCAAAUGUCGAAAUAUCGCAUUCUUGAAUACGCCAAGUACCAGCGAGUUGAACGGAUUAAUUUUAAACACAGCUAACAAUAAUACUUGUUUCUUAGCGCCGUGUAUUUUGCCUAUUGAUAUCGUUAAGCUGCUACAAGAAAGCGAUAUGUGUCAUCUGAACCUUGACCCAAAAGUUAUGUGUUUAUUGUAUUACGAUAAGCAUUCUAAUAAUACUAAUAUCGACGUGAAUACAGACGAAGAUGUGACGGAGCCAGCGCCUACAUUUUACUUGAUAAGACAGGCUAACUCCCUAGCCGGUGACGCAAGCGCAGCUAUGACAGCUAUUGAUAAGGACGAUCUUCUACGAGAUAGCCAUAUGAAUAUGACGAAUAGAACUACUGUAAAAGUCGUCUUUGAUUCCUCCAAAGACUUUGUUGAGACGCUGAGAAGUACAGGGAGAUCUAGAAGUAGGCAAGAAGCUACGAAAUCACCACCGAGAGAAGAAUAUAUAAAUAGAUGUGUUGGCAGCCAUUGCAGAAGUAAUGCUUACGAUAAGCAAAAAGCGUUGGAUUUUUACAAAUAUGUAUACGCGCAAUUACGCACACCACGGGAAAAUGAUAAUAAGAAAAACAAAAUUUAAUUAAUACUAUCGUUGUUUU
Messenger RNA from Pieris brassicae (large cabbage white), 1911 nucleotides. RefSeq lists its product as uncharacterized. Lineage: Eukaryota; Metazoa; Arthropoda; Insecta; Lepidoptera; Pieridae. Bases 267 to 1892 code for a protein of 541 amino acids. The transcript is spliced from 2 exons. The record is from RefSeq and is a predicted model, not a curated record.